CACUCAUAAAGCCAUGUCCUUUCUCAGUCUCUCUUUCUAAAACACCUCCCCCACCCCUCCUCAUCUAAAACCGUAUUCAUACAUAAUACACAAUCACUAUCUCUGUGUGUUGUGUUGGAAAAUUAAUUAAGAAAAAAAAAAGAAAAUGUUGGAUGAAUUCACAGAUAGUGAAGACGAAAAAGCCGUUGAAGAUAUUUUGUCACAAGCAUUCGAUCAUUCCGUUUUGGAACAAAUCGCCGCCAUUAACUGCUCUUCUUUCUCCAAUUCCGAUCACCUUCCUUCUCACCUUGAAAACCGCUUACGUAAGCUUAAAUCCCUACCUACUUCUACCGUCACCUCCGAUGGCCGGUUUCCUCAUGCCAAAUCUAAAUCAUUCACGCCUCGAUCCGGUCACGAUUCUGUUCACUUUGAAAAAGUUCCAGAUCUGAAAACGAAAUCGGAGAAACUGUCGCCGGAAAUUGAUUCCGACGGAAAGCACGGGAAUAAAGUUGCGACAACGAAGUCCGGAGUCGAUUCGGUUAAUCCGUCGUCGCCGGAUUCGGAAGAUUUUCGUUGCCGGAGUUCAGAAGAAAGUUCCGACGAAAAUGAGGAAAAAGUAAGGAAAUCGAAUAGAUCAAAAUACGGAACAGGAUUGCAUAAAUCACGGUCAAGUUCAUGGAUAGAAUCGUUGCCGUCAUCGGAAUCGGAGUCUGGAAGUCCGGUACGGCGGAGUAUUGGUUGUUUGUGGUGUACCCCGAAAAAGAAGGUGGAAAAGAAGAAAAAACAGAGGAAGGAGAGGUAUUUUGGGGAUGAUUUGGCAAAUGAGAAUGAUGUUGAUCUUAUGAAGUUGUUUAGUGAGAAAGAACAAAAGAAGAUAAUGAAAAAAGCAAUGAGAGAAGAGGAAAAGAUAAAUAAGGAAGCAGAGAAGAUAGUGAAAUGGGCUAAACAAGCUUCUGAUCGAAUGAUGGAUGUUUCUGGUCUUGUGGACGAUGAUCAACUCAGUGACUUUGAUGAAUAUACUAGUAAAAGAAAAUGAUUGAUACAAUUCGUAUAUUAUAAGCUAGCUAUUUUGAUUUGAUAAGAUAACUAUAUUUAUACUACUAUUAUUAUACUAGUACUUUUUUAAUAUAAUACUCUAUAUACUUACUACAUACUACGUAUAAUAUUAUAUAGUUGUAGCACAAGAUUGUUACGAAACAACUAGUUGUAAAAAGUGCGUCUAAUAUUCUUCUUU
This is a messenger RNA of Erigeron canadensis, 1213 nucleotides long. RefSeq lists its product as uncharacterized. The record is from RefSeq and is a predicted model, not a curated record. Lineage: Eukaryota; Viridiplantae; Streptophyta; Magnoliopsida; Asterales; Asteraceae. The coding region runs from base 146 to 1015 and encodes 289 amino acids. The transcript has a single exon.